AAACAUAAAUAAAGCUUUUGUUUGUCCAAAUUGGAGAGGAUCAAGGGUUCAUAGUUAAAGCCAAGACGUAAGAAAAAAAAAUAACAAACUUCACAAAGGAUCAAGAUGGUGAGCAUUGUAUCUGAUUUGGCAAAGUCAACUCUGGAGAAAUUGAUUAAUGCAACAAUAGAAGAAUCACGUUAUAUUUGUUGCUUCACAUGCAUUACUGAUGACUUUGAAAAGGAAAAGGAAAAUUUGAAAGCAAAAAAGGAAACAUGGGAAGAGUAUGCUCGAGUGGCAACUAGAAGAGGUGAUAACAUACGAAAAGAUGUCACACAUUGGCAAAAGCAAGCUAAAGAACUUAUUGAAGAAGACACCAAAAUGAAAGUGAAGUGCUUUUUUGGAUGGUGUCCUAACUGUAUAUGGCAAUAUAGUAGGGGGAAGGAAUUGGAAAGCAAGACAGAGAAGAUUAAAAAACUGAUGGAAUGCAACUUUGAAAAUGUUGGAAUCACUCGUGAUGUUCCUGACAUUGAAUAUCACUCUUCACAAAAUUACGUUUCUUUCAAAAGUAGAAAGUUGAAAUUUGAAGAACUUUUUAAUGCCUUGAAAGAUGACAACAACUAUAUGAUUGGAUUGCAAGGGAUGGGGGGCAUAGGUAAAACAACAUUAGCAAAAGAGGUGGGUAAGGAGCUUAAGAAGUCAAAAUGUUUUAAUCAAGUUAUUGAUACUACAAUAUCAAAUUCCCCUUAUAUAAAAAGGAUUCAAGAUGAGAUUGCAGGACCGUUAGGAUUGUCAUUCGAGAAUUGUACUGAAUCAGAGAGGGCUAGAAAGUUGAUGGGUAGAUUAACCAAUGCUGACAAAAUUCUUCUAAUUCUAGAUGAUGUGUGGGGAAAUAUCAGUUUUGGAGAAAUAGGUAUUCCAUUUAAGGACAACCACAAUAAUUGUAAAAUUCUUGUGACCACUCGCUAUAUAAGAGCAUGCAACGAAAUAGGAUGUGAGAAGAUAAUUCAACUUGAUAUCUUACCAGAGGAAGAAGGAUGGAUAUUGUUCCAAAAGUAUGCUGGUUUAAGUGAUAAUUCCUCUAAAAGUAUUCUUUAUAAAGGUCGCAAAAUUUCAAAAGAGUGUAAAGGAUUGCCAAUUGCAAUUGAAAUUAUUGCCAGUAGUUUAAAGGGCACACUACCUCUGGAAGAAUGGGAUUUAGCCUUAAAAUCCUUGCAGAAGUCCAUGCACGUACACUAUGAUGAUGAAAGUUUGAGAAAAAUUUAUACAUGUCUAAAGUAUAGUUAUGACAAUAUGAAAGAUCAAACAACCAAGAAAUUGUUCCUUUUAUGUUCUAUGUUUCGAGAAGAUGAAGAAAUAUCUGAAGAACUUUUAGUCAGACUUGCUAAAGGGGCAACUCUCAUUGAGAAAAUUGAUGACGAUGACAGUUACGACGAAUGUGGUAAGAAAGUUAUUGUGGCAAAAUAUAAACUGAUAGAUUCAUGUUUACUAUUGAAUUGUAAAUCUGGAAGAGUAAAAAUGCAUGACUUGGUUCGUGAAAUGGCAUUGUGGAUAGUUAACGAGGAGAUUGUGGCAGUGAAUACAUCUAAGAAGAAUGAAAUGACAAUGGUUGAAAAGGGGAAGGAUAUUAAAUAUUUAUUAUGUGAAGGAAAAAUCAGUGAUUUGUUUUCCUCCAAGUUUGAUGGAUCUAAACUUGAUAUUCUUAUUGUCAACAUGAAUGACCAUGGUCCUGUGGAAGUCCCAAAUUCAUUCUUUGAAAACAUACCAGGGCUUCAAGUUUUGAUUUUAUCAAAUAAUCGAUAUAAGAGAGCAAUUUUAUCAUUGCCUCAGUCAAUUCAAUUGUUGACCAAUAUCAAAUCUUUAUACCUCAAACAAUUCUCAUUAGGUGACAUCUCGAUUCUUGGAAACCUACAGACCCUUGAGACUGUCGAGUUUGUUAAAUGUGGAAUGGAUGAAUUGCCUAGGGAGAUUGGAAAAUUGGUGAAACUUAAAUUAUUGAAGUUGAAUUAUUGUCGUUUUGAAAGGAGCAAUGUAUUUGAAGUGAUUAAAAGUUAUUCUUCAUUGGAAGAGUUGCAUUUAGUAACCACUUAUGAUAAUAAAAUUUUUAAAGAUUGCCAUCUAGAGCUUCCUAACUAUCAAAGGUUUUGUAUAGGGGAACAUUUCCGGGACAUAUACCCUGAAUGGUUUUUAAGGAAUUCCCUGGAUGUGGAUAAUGCUAUGGAAAUUUUUUCUGAGGAGACAUUGAAGAAUCUAGUGCAAAAAGCAGAAAUUCUUAGAUUAAGGGGACCUAUAGGAGUAUGGAAAAAUCUCAUACCUGAUAUUAUUUUUCCUGAAGAUGAAUCUACGAAUAAUCUAAUGGAGAUUGCUUUGGAAGAUAAUUCAGAACUCACAUGCCUAAUUGACAAUAAUGAUUCUCUUGUGCAAAGUGCCUUAUCCAGGUUGGUUACGCUUGAACUUGAAGGAAUGAAAAAUUUGAAAGAAAUAUGCAAUGGACCCCUUCCCUCUGAAUUUCUAAAAAAUUUAGAAACAUUCCAUCUAAAUGAUUGCAUACAUUUGCAAGGUGCAUUGUUUAAGAGCAAGAUCUCCCUCUGCAAUCUUAAAACCUUGUCUAUCCGGAGCUGUCCAAUGUUGACAUCUCUUUUUGAGUUGUCGACCACACAAAGCCUAUUGUCGUUGGAGACAUUGCACAUAAUGUCUUGUGAACAAUUGAAAAGUAUAAUAAGAGAUGAAAACAAAUGGAAAGAUUCUGGAGAAGAAAUAGUUGAUACUCAUAAUAAUAACAAGAGUACUAUUUCAAUAUUUCCAAAUUUAACCACUCUUUAUGUCUACGAGUGUCGCCUGUUACACUUUGUACUUCCGGUGACUCAAAAAAUUCCAAAACUUGAAAGUAUUACAAUACGCAACUGUGAUGGGUUAAAAUACUUAUUUGGCCGAUACCAACAUGAGCAUGAAGAGGAAGAUUUACACCAAGAAUUAAAAGACGUCAUAUUCACAUCUCUAAAAUAUGUUUAUCUAGAUAACUUGCCUAAUUUUGUGGACAUUUUUCAAAAAUGUGAUGAGUCCUUCUGUUCUUUGAAGAAGUCAACUUCCAAAGAUGAGACCAAAGGAAAAAUAGAAUCAAAGUCCAGAAAAUAUAAGGUUUUACAUUGGACCCAUAAAUAUAAAAGUAAAUGGAGAACUACCAAAAUUCCUUACGAUUCCAAGGAUCAAUUGCAAGACUCUUCUCUCUCAAUGGUAAAUGAGGCCCAUGCAAAUGAUGUUAUUGCACAAUACAUGAGAGUGGAACUGGAAAAUAUGUCAUUGAAUGAUACAUCCAAGAUUCUUUUUACUCUACAAAACGUUACUGAGUUACAUAUUAAUAGGUGCACUUAG
Messenger RNA from Vigna radiata var. radiata (mung bean), 3351 nucleotides. RefSeq names its product probable disease resistance protein At1g15890. Lineage: Eukaryota; Viridiplantae; Streptophyta; Magnoliopsida; Fabales; Fabaceae. The coding region runs from base 106 to 3351 and encodes 1081 amino acids. The record is from RefSeq and is a predicted model, not a curated record. The transcript has 4 exons. Gene Ontology annotation, molecular function: ADP binding.